GGCACUGGUAACACUCCUGGCCUUGCUGCUUCUCGCCACCUUGCAAUUAUCUGGUCAUAAAGAAAGACUGCUCGAACGUCUUCCCUAAAUGUGUGUGUGAAGAAGUGUUUCACUAGUCCAGGGAAGGUCGUGGGAGGAUGGGGGAGCCACGAAGGUGCUGGCUGCGGUGGCAUAACUACAGUGACUCUGUGACGUCAGCGCUGGAGGCCCUGCGCUAUGACGAAGACUUCCUGGAUGUCACUGUUGCAUGUGAGGGACGCACCGUUAGGGCCCACAAAUUGGUGCUGUCUGCUUGCAGUGCUUACUUCAGGAAGGUGCUUAAGGACCACCCAUGUGACCACCCCAUCAUAAUCCUGGAUGGCAUGGGAUGGAGACAGGUAGUGGCUUUGCUGCACUUCAUGUACUGUGGUGAGGUGGUAGUGGAGGAGGAUCACUUGGUGGAUCUACUCAAUGCUGCCUCUAGCCUCAGUGUGACUGGCCUCUCCCAUGUCACCUCAGCACUUGUCAGCAGCCAGACCACUCAAGAAGACAGUGAUGAGGAUUUUGAAGAAGAUGAGGAGGAAGAGGAGGAGCUAGACCAAGCUCAAAAUUCCUCUGAAUCUAUCAAGUCCAAGAAUGAGGGAGAAAGUGAAGGAGACUCUUCCUAUGACAGUGAUGCUCCCCCAGCCAAGAGGCAGCGUGUUAACACUCCAGAAAAGUCAGCAGAAUUCAAAAGUUUGGAUGAAUCUCAAUCAGGAAGAGAAACAGUACAGCCACCCACUAAUCAGAGUGUUGCCAUGCCCAUGGUGCUGCCACCCACCAUAACCACCAGUUCCACCUCAGUCAUUACUACAAUUGUUGCCAAUGGCCCCAUCAAGCAGGAAGCUUCCUCAGCCACCACAUCUCCGGCUGUUCUUCCAACUAAUGACAGCAGUAACAAAGAAAAUGAAAAGAUGACAGGUAAUCAUCCAGAUAGAAAUAACAAGGAAGUCAGGAGCACAGGAAGCAAGGUGUUGAAUGGUGACAGUUGGAUCAAGGAAGAGGUGGAAGAAGUCACAGUGUGUCCAGAAAAAGUAGUGGAAGCAAUACAGUCUGGUCAGCAUGAAAAUGAUGUGGAUUCCUUAAAGGAGGCAAUAUCUCUACAGGAAGGAAAGCUGAGUCAAAGUGAUGGUGACAGCAACAGCAAUCCUGUUGCUGGAUCAUCCAAUCCCCCUGGGCCGGUCAACUACAUCUCGUUUUUGGCCUCUGAAGGUAUCUUCCCCCCCACCUGUAGCACCAAGGCAAGCACUACACUGCUCCUCUCCUCACCAGGUCUAGGAAACACAGCAAUAAGUGAAGGCACCUUGAACAUGGAGAAGGUGGUACAGCGGGUGUUGUUGCCAUCCCUCCCCAGUACAGGCACACUUCCCACCAACCUGACACAACAGGCACCAGGUUCUGGACCUUGUCCUGCAACUAGUAACACCAGUGCUAGCCAGCCUUACAUCCACCCUUCACUUGUGUCAGGAAAGGAAGUGCAGGCCACACUAGAGCAAUAUCAGCGCAAACUAGCAUUCCAUGAGCCUCGACCUUGUCCCACCUGCAAGAGAAUGUAUCGAGAUGCUGCCACUUUACGCACACAUAUGGCCAUCAUGCAUGCUGAAGGAAGGGAGCCAUUCUCAUGUUCCUGUGGUGCAUUGUUUCGCACCAAAUAUGACAUGUACCAGCACAAGAAGAAUGGCCAUCGGUAGGCCUCCUGACUGAUCCUCCAGACCAAAGAUGCUGCUGUAGUGGAGAGGAAAGUAGCAUUGAGACAGUCUUUUCAUGCAUUGUAUUACCAAGUCAGAUACUAUUUUUUUUAACCACCAAAGAUUUUUGAAGACUCAAGUUACCAACUAUAAUUUGGCACAAAACUUAGGAUAUCUAUAAGAUGAUGCAUUGUCUUGUUAGCAAUUAUGUGUGUUUGGCUCAAGUCUGAGGUAAGCAAAUCUUCCUGGGUUUAUUAAGUAUGAUCAAUGGGACUAAUAUUUAGUGUAAGGAUGUGAAGAUAAAGAUACUACACAUGCCUGGGAUUUGUGAUGCUUGGCUUGAGCUUCGUCCAUCUCUUCUCUACUUACUUGUUGUUGUUACUAACCUCCCUUGUGAUGUAGUUGCAUUUAUGUUUAUAACCAGUGAUCAGAUCUUGCUCAACUUGCAAAACAAUUGUGCCUCAGUGCUAGGUGGUGUCCAAGGCUGUCCACCAGUACUGGACUCUUCCAGACUACAGUCCCCCCAAAUAACUCCCUCCUUAUCAAUGUCCGGUGCUGUUUGCAACUUUUCCCAGUGGAUCAGUGGUGACGCAGAAAGCUGUAGAGUUAAGGAUUUAUUGUGUUGUGCAUCGGAGGGGGAAGUUGAGGUGAUACUGCCUUCACUUCACCCUAGUAAAUGAAAGCUUUUAUGGAUAUUUGUUGUCAUCCAUGAGUGGGACAUAUGUUGGUGGUAAAGAAAUAAGAAGUGCUGUGCUUAUACUGAGUAACCUUAGUGAUGUUCCAAGGGAAAGAUGUAUGAAUGAGUGAGUGAGGAUAUGAGUCAGUCCCUUGUGACAGGGUGGCAACACAAUCUGUUAACCCUCAAGUGAAUUUACCAACUAACAUAUUUAUGAUAGUGUUUAUUUUAAUUUUGAUGAUAGUGUUGAUAGUAGUGGUUCAGUUCCAAUACAUAUGAUCUCAAAUUUAGAGAAAAUUUGUUUGACAUGGCCAUGUGUGAUGCAGACAAUAUUUUUUAGAAUUUAUGUCAUAUAUGAUAUGAGAAUUCCUGCUGAGGAGGAGAUAAUAUAAUAUAUCCCAAGCAGCUUAGGUGUAAUCUUUAUCGAAAAUAUUAUUUACCAUGAGCAUGAUGUACAAAGAAUGUGUGAUGAAGCACAGCGCUGUUUUGUUGAGGCACAGAACUAGAGGGUUGAGGUUGUCAGCUGGUGUCCCACACCACAGCAGCUGUGUGGCUGCCUUGUAACUGGUUACCAAUCAAGCCAAUUGAGUUAGAGCUUACUUAUACUUACUGUGGGAGGAUAUGGUUGUGUUACGUUACUUUCUGUUAAGGUUGAGGGAAAGUUACCACCAAGUAGUUUUUAGUUAUGCACUUUUUCUCUUGAUGUAUUUCUUUCUGUUACCAAAUGAUGGAGGGUAGAAUUUUUAUUCUGUUUAGUUUUAAGAAAUUAUUGCUGUACAUUCAUUUAUAAAGCCAAAUAUGUUGCCAGGAUGGAAGAAUCAAGGAUGAAUGAGGAGCAAAUUGAAUCCUAUAUCUAUGAAACUAGAAAUUUUCACCCCAUGGUUUAGGUGUGCCUUAAGUUAGCUGAUUAAUUAGAAUGUGUUAUAUAGUGCGUAUAUACAACCAUGACAAAUAGGGCUUCAGACACAUUCAUUUUUUUCUUUGGUUCCCAUGACAACAUGGUUAACACUUAUAUUGUUUCAUGUUACCUUUUUAUUAGUUCUUUAUUAUUAUUAUUAUUAUUACUUUUAUUAUUAUUAUUAUUAUUAUUAUUAUUAUUAUUAUUAUUAUUAUUAUUAUUAUUACUACUAUUAUUAUUAUUAUAGUUUAUGCAGUUUCAUCAUCAGAUCUUGGUGGAAGUAGCAAAUAGUUGAGAGAGGCUUCUUAUCUUAGUGGUGGGCAGGAAUCAACUCCAAAAUGAUUCUUGUGAGCCUAGUCUUACAAUCACAGAUUCUACUCUCAUCCUCAGAAAAUCCCUCUGAUGGUCAGCUGCCACAUGACUCCUGAGGGCUGGGGUAGGCAGGGUUAGAGGACUGGGUUUGGCUUAUUGCUGAUAGUUGAGUCCAUUCCUCAAGUACUGUAUGACUCUCUCUCUCUCUCUCUCUCUCUCUCUCUCUCUCUCUCUCUCUCUCUCUCUCUCUCUCUCUCUCUCUCUCUCUCUCUCUCUCUCUCUCUCUCUCUCUCUCUCUCUCUCUCUCUUUCAUCUUGAAACCUCCUCCUUGAAAAAAUUCAACUCCUAGGAAGCUAGAAAUACAGGAGGUAGGGAGUUUAUCAGAGAUUUAGAGUACGGGUUAACUCUUGUAUUACAGAGGUUAAUAGAAUAGUAAUGAGAAAAAGAAGAAAGUCUUGUGCAGUGAGUCCAUGGGAAGAGGGGAAGCAUGCAGUUAGUAAGAUCAGAAGAGCAGUUUGCAUGAAAAUAGUGUUAGAACAUAGCAAGAUAUGCAACAUUGCAGCAAUGAGGAGAGAAGAGGAAUUGAGAAGAUGAAAAGAUUUUAAUUUCACUCUGGUAUGAGUAGUAUCUCCCACCAUUUGAAGCAUACUCCAUACAUGGGUGGAUAAGGCCCCUGUAUAGAGUUAGCAGCUAAGUGCGGCAUGAGAAGAACUAAGAUGACUAAGAACAAACUUUAUAGAAGCUGUUUUAGUUAGGGAUGAGAAAUGAAGUUUCCAAUAUAGAUUAUAGUUAAGGACAAAGUAAGGAUAUUCAGUGUUUUUUUUUUUUUUUUUCUGUUUUAGUCUAUAGCACCUGCAGGUAUGCAGUAAUA
Molecule: messenger RNA, 4463 nt
Organism: Portunus trituberculatus (swimming crab)
Lineage: Eukaryota; Metazoa; Arthropoda; Malacostraca; Decapoda; Portunidae
Product: protein abrupt-like
Exons: 9
Coding region: 138-1709 (523 amino acids)
Biological process (GO): regulation of transcription by RNA polymerase II
Cellular component (GO): nucleus
Molecular function (GO): protein binding
Source: RefSeq, a predicted model, not a curated record